AUGGCUGCUUCAAAUGCCCGACAUGCUCUGGUUCUGGGCGCAUCAGGCAUAUCAGGCUGGUCGUUCAUCAACCAGCUACUGCAGGGCUAUCCACGAGCCGGCACUUGGAGCCGUAUUACCGGAGUGACUCGGAAGCCGAUGAGCAGAGAGGAAGUCUCCUUCUGGCCUCAGAGUCAUGAAGACCCAGCAUUUCGCCUUGUAUCUGGCUUCGAUAUCCACAAUGACCAGGAGCAGACAUUGAUGGCAAAGUUUCAGAAGGAAGUGACAGAUAUACACACAGUGACACAUCUAUAUUAUCUCGGUGCGUGGUGUUUUAUCGCAUCCUUAACGGGAUCAACACUUGCAGGAAUACCUAAUGUGCUGACAUCUUUCGUUGACUUGCCAGUACAAGACCCUCCAUCUAAUUACGACGAUGACGAACCAUUUGCAGCAAGCCUCAAAUCUCUCCAGAAAACAGUGACGGUGAUUGAAAGCCUUGCCCCGAAUCUCGAGUUUAUUCACCUUCAAUACGGCACCUUUAUAUAUGGGGUGUGUUUCACCGAGGAAUUUUACCACACUGCUCCUCUUUCGGAGUCGUUGCCCCCAUUGCGAAAGCCACUUCUUGACAGGCUUCACUACCCAGUGUGGACAAAAUGGAUGCACGAAUACUCAAGAGACAAGCCAUGGAAGUGGUGUGAAACGCGGCCAGAUGAAGUUAUAGUCUACCCCAUUGCUAUGUUCUUAUCAUUGUAUAGAUUUAUCAACGGGAAAAGUGCAGCAUGUCCGUUUCCUGGUAGCUUCGGAACAUGGAAAGCCCUCGCGAGUGAUGCCGGAGCUGAUAUGAUCGCAAAGGCCUCUAUUCACUUGUCUCUACAUCCUAGCCCAGGGAUCAAAGGAGAAGGGUUCAACGUAGCAUCUUCAGAAACACCGUGGAGCUGGGAGAUGAAGUGGCCACCCCUUUGCGAAUGGUUUGGGCUCAUUGGAGAGCCACCAGUGGAUAAUGAGAAGAGUAAAACGUCGUCACCAGGACCUGACAGGUAUAUUCAAUCGCAUGAGGCGGAAUAUAAGCGUAUGAUACAAGAGUACGGUCUAAAGGCUUGGAAUGUUGCUUCCCCAUCUAUGGAUGGUUCAGAGAACUGGGGUUUGACCAAGCUAAAUUUCGACCGGCACCUCGACCUCCAGAAGUUAAGAUCCACUGGCUUCAUGGGAGAUGAGAGUCCACGAGAUACGUGGAUUAAUGUCCUGGAGUUGAUGAGAGCAGCGAGGUUUAUUCCAUGA
Trichophyton benhamiae CBS 112371 is the source of this 1257-nucleotide messenger RNA. RefSeq lists its product as uncharacterized. The coding region runs from base 1 to 1257 and encodes 418 amino acids. Lineage: Eukaryota; Fungi; Ascomycota; Eurotiomycetes; Onygenales; Arthrodermataceae. The record is from RefSeq and is a predicted model, not a curated record. The transcript has 2 exons.